Molecule: messenger RNA, 1425 nt
Organism: Penicillium cinerascens
Lineage: Eukaryota; Fungi; Ascomycota; Eurotiomycetes; Eurotiales; Aspergillaceae
Exons: 8
Coding region: 1-1425 (474 amino acids)
Biological process (GO): transmembrane transport
Cellular component (GO): membrane
Molecular function (GO): transmembrane transporter activity
Source: RefSeq, a predicted model, not a curated record
AUGGCGGCAGAAAAGCCCACCCAGGACGUGGAGCAGGCUUACCCCGUUGCUGGCAGCGAUGGCUUGGAUCUGGGUUUUGGGGAGAGGGAGAAAGCUUUGGUUUGGAAGCAGGAUUUGAGAAUUGUGCCUCUAUGUGCUGGGAUUUAUCUGUUGUGUUAUUUGGAUCGGUCGAAUAUCGGAAAUGCCAAGAUCCUCAACGAAGAUACGCAUAAUGAUCUACUCUCGGAAACUAAUAUGACUUCCUAUCAAUAUACGAUCGCCCUGAUGGUAUUUCUGAUAGCCUACGCGCUAUUCGAAGUUCCAUCAAACUACUUUCUAAAGAAACUCAGACCGAGCCGCUGGAUCGCAUUCCUCAUGCUGUCCUGGGGCGCGACGACAAUGGGCCUAGGCGGCGUACACAACUACGCCCAAGUAACAGGACUCCGCUUCCUCUUAGGAGUCGCGGAAGCCGGUCUCUUCCCAGGCUUUGUUUACUACCUAACGUUCUGGUACCGUAACUCCGAGCGCUCGAUGCGCGUUGCGCUGAUUCUAGCCUCGGCGACAUUAGCAGGUGCCUUUGGAGGGGCUAUUGCCUACGGCGUUGGGCAUAUGAAUGGUGCCCAUGGGCUUUCUGCGUGGAGAUGGCUGUUCAUUAUUGAGGGUGCGCCAUCUUGUGCGUCUUCUGUGUUGGUUUGGUUCUUUUUGCCCGAUUAUCCGGAGUCGGUACAUUGGCUGAAUGCUGAGGAAAAGGAGCUUGCGGCGGAGAGGUUGAGGCUUGAGGGCUCGCAUGGGAAUGCGAGUGCUAUGUCUUGGGGUGAUGCGAAGGCCGUUUUGACAGAUUGGCGGCUGUAUGCUCAUUAUGCAGUGUAUUUUGGCAUCUCCACGCCGUUUUCGAGUCUUUCUCUCUUUACUCCGGCUAUUACGUCUGGACUGGGGUAUUCCAACCUCCGCGCGCAGUUGAUGACUGUGCCUCCGUAUGCAGUGGCCUAUGUGGUGACAGUCGUCGUGGCAUGGUCUGCGGAUUAUUUUAACAGCCGCGGACUCCACUCCGCCAUUUUCUCAUUCAUCGGCGCCAUGGGCUUCCUAGCAUCUGCAGUUCUCCCAGCUGAGGCAUACCUCUCCCGCUACGGCUGCCUCAUCGUCGCAGCCAGUGGUGCCUUCGCCUGCAUCCCCCCACUCCUCGGUUGGCUGUCCUCAAAUCUACGAUCCACAGCCGGAGCAGGCCUAGCUAUCGCACUAAAUGUCUCAUUUGGCGCACCGGGUCAGAUCGUCGGAGUCUGGAUCUACAAGAGUGACGAAGCGAAGAUAGGCUACCCAACAGGACACUGGACCAACGCAGCACUACUUCUCUUCGUGGCAGCGGGAUGCAUACAUUUGCGACUGUAUUACGGGUGGAGAAAUAGUCGGGGAAGUGUUGAUGGAAGCGGAAAGAAGUAUGCGUAUUAG